AUGAAUUCCUUCCUGGGUGCUUUCAUCACUCAAUCGUUUGGCGAUGUCGCUUUCCACGACGACGACGGAUUCUCACGAGCUGUUCAAGUACUCACGCGCGCGCAACGCGGGACCCAGCGAGGCCGGCAGACGUUCAGUACCCCGAUCAUACGCCUGACGAUUGAAGACACCAAGGCACCCGACGGCCGUCUUCACUCUUUCAGAGUCAAAAUCAUGUGGAUAUGCCCUCUCGGACGAGAUGCGAUGGACGCAGAUCAGCAAGAGAUCGGAUUUGAAGACUUGGACUUUGUCGUGUAG
Epithele typhae is the source of this 297-nucleotide messenger RNA. RefSeq lists its product as uncharacterized. NCBI's taxonomy places the organism in Eukaryota, Fungi, Basidiomycota, Agaricomycetes, Polyporales, Epitheliaceae. The transcript has 2 exons. The record is from RefSeq and is a predicted model, not a curated record. Bases 1 to 297 code for a protein of 98 amino acids.